AUGCCUGGUGGCACGAUUAUGAACCUAGAGAGGUGGUUUGGGAAACCUGGCAGUAUCCCAGCCCUCGUGCUUCCUUCUGGUGGUAUGGCAGUUAGGCACCAAAAGGGUGCUAAGCUGAACGAUGAUAUGAACGUUGCAACCAGUGCUCACGUUGAUAUUCCUAUGGACAAAAAUCGCUUAGCUGCAGUACCCUCUCGGUGCCUAACUACCAUGCCACCAAAGGGAAGCACGAGGGCUGGGAUACCACCAGGUUGCCCAAGCCUAGACAGGGGACGUCGAAAAGCAGAGGUCAGGUUCGAACCACGAACAUUUCCGCCAGAAAUCUCGGGAGCCGAAAUGCUCCCGGGACGUUCGCUCACAGACAAUGAGUAUGUAAACGAUAAUGCUCCCUUGGUUCAGAUCCUCCCCGAAUGCAGACGAUCUUAA
Opisthorchis viverrini is the source of this 426-nucleotide messenger RNA. RefSeq lists its product as hypothetical. Bases 1 to 426 code for a protein of 141 amino acids. The record is from RefSeq and is a predicted model, not a curated record. Lineage: Eukaryota; Metazoa; Platyhelminthes; Trematoda; Opisthorchiida; Opisthorchiidae. The transcript has 4 exons.